AUGUUUUCCCUUCGGCAAUCGCUGAGACAUCUCAACUCGUCUACACAGCAGACGAAGCGUCACUUAGCUACUGCAGCUCCUCAUACCCUCCGAGCCAAGCCCAUUAGUCCGUGCUUUGGUGCUGAGGUUGAUGGAGUCGACUGGUCCCGACCGCUCGCACCAGAGGUCGUGAGAGAGAUUAUCCAAUUGCAAAACCGAUGGGGAGUUCUGGUCUUUCGCCAAACUGGGUUGGAUGACGCCAGCCACGUCGCAUAUUCGAGGAAUUUUGGGGCCCUUGAGACCGCCCAUGCCAUGAACAAGCCUCGGCGAGCAUCAUUGCCCCAGCUGUAUGACGCGGGAAAUUUAGGUCCUGAUGACCGGAUAAUCCGUCAAUUCAGCCGAGCUUGGUGGCACACCAAAGGAAAUGGGCUAUGGCACACAGACUCAUCUUUCCACCAGCAUCGCUCAUCCUAUAGUGCCUUACGAGCGGUUGAGCUGCCACCAGUCGGAGGACAAACGAAGUAUGCCGACAUGAGAGCAGCCUAUCUGGGUUUGCCGGAUGAUAUCAAGGGGAGAAUAGAAAACUUGGUGAUGGAACACUGGAUUUGGCAUUCCCGAAAGCUGGCGGCACCCCAAGAAUUCGAUAAACCGACCGACGAAGAGAAAGCGACACUCCCGCCAGCGUACCACAAACUCGUCCAGGUUGCUCCCGACGGCAUGAAUAAAACUCUGUACAUUGCAAGUCACGCACGACGAAUCAUCGGCAUCACGGACAGGGAGUCAACGUCUUUGAUUAAAGCCUUGUUGGACCAUGCCCAGCAACCACAAUAUCAGAUCACAGUGAAGUGGAAGAAUGUUGGUGACCUCGUGCAAUGGGAUAAUCGUUGUACUAUGCAUAGAGCGACGGCGUUCCAGGAUCAGAAGAAUCGCAGAGAUAUGCGACGAACCACCAUCCAUGAUCAUGGACCCGCAGCAUUUGGCGUGAAGAAUCAGCUUUCGGCGGACAAUAUCGACAUCCGGGUGGGUGGCAAGAUUGACAUCUCCGCAGCACCAACUCCAGAAACGCAAACUCAAGAGCAAAUCCUGCGGAUGUAA
Molecule: messenger RNA, 1074 nt
Organism: Penicillium arizonense
Lineage: Eukaryota; Fungi; Ascomycota; Eurotiomycetes; Eurotiales; Aspergillaceae
Product: TauD/TfdA dioxygenase family protein
Exons: 1
Coding region: 1-1074 (357 amino acids)
Molecular function (GO): oxidoreductase activity
Source: RefSeq, a predicted model, not a curated record